Messenger RNA from Vespa mandarinia (Asian giant hornet), 774 nucleotides. Its product is annotated as leucine-rich repeat-containing protein 51. Gene Ontology annotation, molecular function: protein binding. The record is from RefSeq and is a predicted model, not a curated record. NCBI's taxonomy places the organism in Eukaryota, Metazoa, Arthropoda, Insecta, Hymenoptera, Vespidae.
GAUAAUUUCAUGUGUAUAAAAUAUGUUAAAAUAUGUUAGUUAGAUCGAUUAUCGUUUCUUUACAUUAACCUUUCUUUACAAUCGUUAUAAACAAUUUCAUAUUUCAAAGUUUGUUCUAUAAAUCAUUACCUUUGUUGUUGUUGUUGUUGUUGUUGUUGUUGUUGUUGUUACAUAAUGAAUACUAAUAAUGCAAACGUCAAUUUUACCUCUGAUUAUAAACGAAACGAACGAGAGGAAAUGUUAAUAGCACCACCAUUAGAUUAUUCAUUCAAAAAAGCGACCAAUAUGAAUCAACUAGUUAAUCAACAACCUCAGACGAUACGAACGGUUAAAGCACCAAUGCGAACGUCCAAAGAUCGUUUUGCAACAAGUACGAUAUGGUUGAGUAAUAAUUUAUUAACAUCCAUGGAAGGACUUGAAAAUCUUUGCAAAACAGUUCUAGAAGAUCCAACUUUUUUAAGUUGGUUAGAUCUUUCAUUUAAUGAGAUCAACGAAAUCGGAGACGAUAUCGCAAAGUUUUCUAAUCUAAAGAUCUUAUAUUUACACGGUAAUAAUAUUUCAAAUAUAAAUGAUGUAUUAAAAUUAAGAAAACUAUGUAAUAUGAGAACCUUAACAUUACAUGGAAAUCCGAUAGAAACUUUACCUUAUUAUAGGAGUUAUAUAAUCAAUGUUAUGUCACAAUUAAUCAAUUUAGAUUUUUCGCCAAUAACUAUAGCCGAAAAGAAACGAGCAUUACCUACCGGAUUUUUUAAAAUAAUAAAACCAGCUUUGUAA